Molecule: messenger RNA, 2415 nt
Organism: Pogona vitticeps (central bearded dragon)
Lineage: Eukaryota; Metazoa; Chordata; Lepidosauria; Squamata; Agamidae
Source: RefSeq, a predicted model, not a curated record
GCGGCGGACUCGGGGUGGGGGGUGGGCGCUCGGCUGCGCAAGGUAAAGCAUGGCUGCCAAGGUGGCUCAGACCAAGAGAGCUGAUCCAGCUGAGUUGAAAACAAUAUUUUUAAAGUAUGCAAGUGUUGAGAAAAAUGGUGAAUUUUUUAUGUCUCCUAAUGACUUUGUCACACGAUUCCUGAAGAUAAUAGGAGAUGGGGUACCCAAUCCCAACACAGUCCAGCUGCUGGGAGGAGUGGUGGAUCAAACAAAAGAUGGGUUAAUAUCCUUUCAAGAAUUUGUAGCAUUUGAGUCUGUCCUCUGUGCUCCAGAUGCAUUGUUCAUGGUGGCAUUUCAGCUUUUUGAUAAAACUGGAAAAGGAGAAGUGACGUUUGAGGAUGUUAAGCAAGUUUUUGGACAGACCACAAUUCACCAGCAAAUUCCCUUCAACUGGAAUUCAGAGUUUGUGCAACUGCAUUUUGGAAAAGAUCGGAAAAGACGCCUAACAUACGCAGAGUUCACCCAGUUCUUACUGGAAAUCCAGCUGGAACAUGCAAAACAAGCAUUUAUACAGCGAGACAACACUCAAGCCGGAAAAGUCACUGCCAUUGACUUUAGAGACAUUAUGGUCACGAUUUGCCCUCAUAUGCUAUCACCCUUUGUUGAGGAAUGUCUAGUAGCAGCUGCUGGGGGUACCACUUCGCACCAAGUCAGCUUUUCCUAUUUUAAUGGAUUUAAUACCCUUCUUAAUAACAUGGAACUCAUUAGAAAAAUCUACAGUACCCUGGCAGGACAUCGGAAAGAUGUGGAAGUUACUAAAGAGGAGUUUGUUCUGGCAGCUCAGAAAUUUGGCCAGGUUACACCCAUGGAAGUUGACAUCUUGUUCCAGUUAGCAGAUUUAUACGAGCCACGGGGGCGCAUGACAAUGGCUGACAUUGAAAGAAUUGCACCUUUGGAGGAGGGCAUUUUGCCUUACAACCUGGCUGAAGCUCAGAGACAGCAAGCUCCAGGUGAUGUGUCUCGUCCCAUACUUGUCCAGAUAGCAGAAUCUGCAUACCGGUUUGCCCUUGGUUCAGUUGCUGGAGCUGUUGGUGCCACUGCCGUAUAUCCUAUUGACCUUGUGAAAACUCGGAUGCAGAACCAGCGCUCCACUGGGUCAUUUAUUGGGGAGCUGAUGUAUAAGAACAGCUUUGAUUGCUUUAAGAAAGUGCUACGGUAUGAAGGAUUCUUCGGGCUUUACAGAGGUCUUUUGCCACAGUUAUUGGGAGUAGCCCCAGAAAAGGCCAUAAAACUUACUGUAAACGAUUUUGUGAGAGACAAAUUUAUGCUCAAAGAUGGCUCUGUUCCUUUCGCAGCAGAAAUUCUUGCUGGCGGCUGCGCUGGAGGCUCUCAAGUGAUUUUCACGAAUCCGCUUGAAAUUGUCAAGAUUCGUUUGCAAGUGGCUGGGGAGAUCACAACUGGUCCUCGUGUCAGUGCCCUUACUGUGCUGCGGGAUCUGGGAUUUUUUGGCCUCUACAAGGGAGCCAAGGCCUGUUUUCUUCGUGACAUUCCCUUCUCUGCCAUUUACUUCCCCUGCUAUGCUCACACAAAGUCUGCUUUCGCGGGUGAAGAUGGGCGGGUCGGCCCGGGAUCUUUGCUUUUAGCUGGAGCAAUAGCUGGAAUGCCAGCAGCUUCUUUGGUGACUCCUGCAGAUGUGAUUAAGACUCGGUUACAAGUGGCAGCCCGUGCAGGGCAAACAACCUACAGUGGUGUUAUUGACUGUUUUGGAAAGAUCUUGCGAGAGGAAGGUCCAAGAGCUUUUUGGAAAGGAGCUGGAGCACGUGUCUUUCGCUCCUCUCCUCAAUUUGGGGUAACCCUGGUGACUUAUGAGCUACUGCAGAGAUGGUUUUACAUCGAUUUUGGAGGAGUAAGACCAGCAGGAUCUGAACCAGUUCUGAAAUCGAGGAUCACCCUACCUGCUCCGAAUCCUGACCAUGUUGGAGGUUACAAGCUGGCUGUAGCCACGUUUGCAGGGAUCGAAAAUAAAUUUGGACUUUACUUACCUCGGUUUCAGUCCUCGCCACCUACCUCUCAGGCAGCAUCUGUUUGACCCUAAAACGGUGACCACUCUUGAGAAUUGGGGAAAGAGCCAUGCAUCUGAUCAGCCUCAGUAUUUAAUUCUGUUUGCUUUUCUGUCUCAAAUCUCAGCCACUCAAGAUCUGACCUUUCUUCUCCCGCUCCCCAAGUGGAAUUCAUUGGUCUUUCUGCUUCCUGUAUCAGAUCACUGUGUAUCUCAUGCUGAAAUAGUCUGGUUGGUUUGGAGCCAUUUGUGUGUUUUUUAUACUUCCACAUAACUGGGAUUAUGAAUGUACUUCCCCUGGUUUGGGAAUAAUACUCCUACACAAUUAUGCUUUCUUUCCUCCUUGGGAGUCUGGUGGUGGCCAAACUAAAAAAAAA